Messenger RNA from Psylliodes chrysocephalus, 3432 nucleotides. NCBI's taxonomy places the organism in Eukaryota, Metazoa, Arthropoda, Insecta, Coleoptera, Chrysomelidae. The record is from the annotation of a GenBank genome assembly.
AUGUUUACAAGAAACAGUAGAAAUAACCGCAUUUUACAACUAUGUUUUCAAUCAGCUGGGAUAGAAGGAUGUUCCAAUCACUCUGAUCCUGGUGAGAGUACGGAUAUUUCAACAAACGUGACAAAUUUAAAUAAUGGUACGCUUUUCUCAGAACUCUCAAAGAAAGAAAACAAAGCAACAACUUUUCCUCAAGCCACCUCGGAACUGAUACCAACUGAAAACGGUUUGAAUAUUGAUACCUACGUUAAAGAAGUAACUGUCCUUGCUAGCAACCUCCAAGACGAGUACCAUUCAGAGGAUUCUGAUAUUAAAAACUUUUUUGAAGAUUCUGGAUCAGAGUACCAGCCAUCGGAAAAAGAAGAUACCGAAUCUGAAAAUAUAAGUAACAUGUCAAAUGAAUCUACCUCUUGUGACGGUGAAGACCCUAACAGACAACGCCCUACCCAAAAGGAGACUGACAAUAUACCUACUGAUUCAAAUUUAGAUGGUCGAAAGGGGAAUAAAAGAAAAAGUAAAGGCCAAGGUAAUCCCAAGUUAUGGAAAAGAAGUAAGCAAGCCGAAUUAAGACUUCAUGGAAAAACCUAUACAGGGUUUAAAAAAGACAAAUCCGGAGUUUAUAAGCAAAACACAUCGAAAGAAAUGCGAAGAAUAGGGAAUAAGUGCAUUGGCCAUCAUCAAAAACUUGCAAAAAGCGGGAAAGGUGGACCACGGCAAGGGUUUCAAUGCAGUGAUAUAUCUGAUGUUCAAAGAGAAUAUUUGUUUGAAGAGUUUUGGAAACUAAAUUCUUGGGAAGCAAAGAAGUCAUUUGUGGUUCAAGAUACGGGACAUUCCCCUACUGUGAAAAGAAGAACGACUGGUGAUCCAAGCGUAUCUAGAAGAUCUAAGAAUGUUGUUUACUUUCUCAAAGACGAAGAUGGGGCAAAACAAAAUGUGUGCAAAGCAUUUUUCCUAGGAACACUUGGAUAUGAAACAAAAAACGACCGAUUUGUUAAGGAUGUAUUGAACAAGUCAAAAAAUGCUGGCCUUACUCCGAACCCAAAUAAACGAGCAAUUGAUAGAUUCUCCCAAAAUUCUAAAGUUGAAAUUCAAAUUCUGCAGCCUUUGCCGACAAAUGGAUUAGCGAUUGAGGAAAUCAACCUUCAUGAAAUGACUCGUAACGUCAAUAACUUAUCUACAAAUACAAUAAAUGAAGAAAUAUCAUCACAGGACAACUUAAAUAAAAAUUUACGGAAGCCGAUGCUUCUAUUGGUUAGUCUUACGGAUGACAUACAUGGUAAUAAAUUACCUACUAACAAACAAGUUUUAAAGUUACUUUUUUAUUACACCAAAAACAUGAAAACAACAGUGUAUGACGGAUGUAAAAUAACUAUUGAAAAAGUUAAGAAAUUUUGGAUAUUUGCUGGUGUUUUUACAUUAGAUAAACGAUGUAUUCAAAAGUUAGAAAAAUUACAUGGAGAAUACAAAAACGUGCAUAAAAAUGCUGGUGUGCUAUCAAAUCAAAAAAAAGAACAAGAGUUUUCAAUCAAAUUAGAAAUGUUAUUUGAUAUAGCUCACAGCAGAGUUCUAAAAAUGGUCAGCAAUAAUAGUAAAAAGUUUUUAAUUGAUCAGCGAUCAGAAAGAAAAUUUAAUCUGAAUUUUUCGGCCAAUCAACAAGGAAAUGAAAUCGAGUUAUUUGAGAAACAAGUUGACAAUCGCCCUUUUGAAGUAUUAACCUCUGAUAAUCCACUUGUUGUUAAUGAUAAUCACUCCAUUGAAGUGUUAACCUCUGAAAACAUUAAAACAGCAUCUUGUAGCAGAGAAUACCAGUCAAAUGAUGCUGAUUUAUCAAGAGAAAAUUCAGAUAACUAUUUGCUGUUGAGUUUGACAAGCACAAGUGAAGCGAUGUCUAGUGGAGAAGCGCUAACUUUGUCUUUACCACCAUCACCAAGUCAAAGAUCAGAAUUUGAACCAGGUGGAAGAUAUUAUGAUCGAAAGAAUGAAAGAGGAACUAUUAAUAUUAUGACAGAGAACGUUGUCGCUACACUGGAUAAUUGUAUAGUGUCCUAUAGAAAUUCUGUCCCUAUUAUAUCUGCAAUAGCUGAAGCUUUAGAAUUUGAUACCAAUAAUUUAAUUUUGAACAAAACAUCUUUUAAUGAACAGCGAAAAAAAAUUCGAGAGCAAAAAGCUUUAAAAAUUCAAAAAUUAUUUGGUGACGUCCAGCUUACUGCCGCUGUUCUUCAUUGGGAUGGCAAACUCAUACCAGAUACGGUUUCGUGUAAGCAAGUUGAUCGGGUACCUAUAUUAAUUAGUAAUAAUGGGGUUGAAAAACUUUUGAGCGUACCUGGUUUACCUGAUGGAAAGGGAAAAACUCUAGCUGAAGAAAUUUAUAGUGUUCUUAAUAACUUGAGCUUAACAGAAUCUAUCAAGGCACUGUGUUGCGAUACAACUGCGUCUAAUCUAGGUUGCAAUAACGGAGCUGCAGUAUUACUAGAACAAAUGCUAGAAACGGAUUUAUUGUGGCUACCGUGCCGACAUCACAUAUAUGAGUUAACUCUGACAAGUGUUUUUACAUUAAAAUUACCAGGUACUACUGGACCAAACGUCCCUUUGUUCAAAAAGUUUCAGAGUUGCUGGAAUGCAAUAGACAAAAAGAAAUUCAAAGAUGGAUUAGAUGGAAAUAAAAUCCACAAAAAAAUUAUCAAUCAAGUUGACGAAAUAGACCUAAACAUCAAAAAUUUAUUAGAUACGGUUUUACCCCGCGACGAUUACAAAGAGCUUCUUGAAUUGUCCCGAAUAUUUCUUGGUACAGUCGACCGUCACAAUGUUAAUUUUUAUAAACCUGGAGCUUUCCAUCACGCUCGCUGGAUGUCGAAAGCCAUUUACUCAUUGAAAAUUUACAUUUUUCGAGAUGCUUUUGAACUAUCACAAGAAGAGGAAAAAAGUUUAUUGGACUUAUGUUUAUUCGUGGUAUUUAUAUACGUGAGAUUUUGGUAUACAGCACCACUAGCUGUAGUAGCUCCGAACCAAGAUUUACAAUUUUUGAAAGCAGUUUAUGCCUAUAAAACUAUCGAUAAAUGUUUAUCUGAAGCUGUCUUAAAAAAAAUUAAAAACCAUUUAUGGUAUCUGAGCCCAGAAGUGGUGGCAUUCUCAUUUUUUGAUGAAAAUGUAUCACACCACAUCAAACGCAAAAUGGUCAAAGCGUUCUUUUUGGAACUUGAAGUACAGACGUGGAAUGAAAAUAUUGACUAUUUGAGAGGAUUAGAAAUUGCUAAAAAUAUUAAAGUUGUUAAUGAUGUAGCAGAGAGAGCUGUACAACUGACUCAAGAAUACAUAAAUGGAUUAGCUAAAGAUGAAAAUCAAAAACAGUAUCUUCUCCAGGUGAUAAAAGAAUAUGAAAAUGAAUUUCCAAAUGCUACUAAAGAAUGUUUGACAAAAAAGUUAAAAACUCAGUGA